Aspergillus pseudotamarii is the source of this 876-nucleotide messenger RNA. RefSeq lists its product as uncharacterized. Bases 1 to 876 code for a protein of 291 amino acids. The transcript is spliced from 2 exons. Gene Ontology annotation, molecular function: DNA-binding transcription factor activity; transcription cis-regulatory region binding. Gene Ontology annotation, biological process: positive regulation of transcription by RNA polymerase II. The record is from RefSeq and is a predicted model, not a curated record. NCBI's taxonomy places the organism in Eukaryota, Fungi, Ascomycota, Eurotiomycetes, Eurotiales, Aspergillaceae. Gene Ontology annotation, cellular component: nucleus.
AUGGGACCCUUCAACACCGUCUUCAACGGCUAUCGAGAUCUAAUUUUACCUAUGUCAGAGCAAGACCAUACCGUCAAAAAUGCGGUUUUAGCCGCCGCCGCUUCGCAUAUCUCCUUAAAACAUUGUGAAUGGAAGCCACUAGUUUCCAGGUAUCGAAUGGCUGCCAUUCGAGGGCUAAAUCAGCGGAGUAUCACAGAAGACCUGAACAAGUCGAUCGAUUAUUCGAGUCUAUCAACUAUGGUCCUUCUUCUUGUAGAGCAGAUGAUCAUAGUGGGAACAGACUUUCAUAUUCUCCUUCGGAUGAUGAAGAGCUUCAUAGAAUCACAGCAGUGUUCGGACAUAGUCGAGACGGAACCUCUAGGAAUAUUUUUGAUGCAGCAGAUAAGAAAGAUGUCUCUAUACGCAGGACCCUUAGUAAUGGGUCUUUCCGCGGCUAAAAGUCUUGAAAACAUGUCCAACAAGGACCUGGAUUUCUUAUUUAGCUGCCUUAAGAUCCACCCAGAGUAUUCUUCGGUCAUUUUCAAAUUAGCAAAUCUCAUCCGUAUGGCAGCUCAAAUAUACUUGAGCCGGGCAACCAAUAUGCCAAGCCAGGUCAUCACAGAACUAGUCCAACAGUUCCUGGCAGACACCGCUUCUUAUAACGCAACUUCACCGGGAGGUCACAUUUUAAUUUGGCCAUUUUUUAUAGUCGGGGCAGAGUGCUCGUCCACGCAGGACCAGGAGUUUAUCACCAUGCAGUUACAGAAUCUUUGGGAUUGCACGGGCUUUGGAAGCCCGCUUUAUGCAAUCAAGCUACUAGGAGACAUAUGGCAAGAAACUCCAGGGACAAAUUGGACGCAGACGUUGGUGGAUAAGGUGGAAGGGUUCAUUAUGUGA